GAUUGUCACGCAUGAAAUUUCUCACGGACCACCGGAAACUCAUGUUGUAAAUAAAAAAAUAAUUGUUUAGUGUUUUAUAACAAAUUUUCGAAAAUGAACCGUCUUGCUACGUCAAGACUUUUCUUGCAGAAUAAUAGGAAGUUAUUUCAAGCAUUUGUAGCCAGAUAUAGCGUUGACACUGGCAGUAAAGACUAUAUAGAUGGUUUGGUAAAGGACAAAAAAGUUGUUGUUUUUAUGAAGGGCACAGCAGACCAGCCUAGAUGUGGGUUUAGCAAUGCUGUUGUACAAAUACUCAACUUCCAUGGUGUGCAAAACUUUGCAGAUUAUAACGUGUUAGAGGAUGAAAGUUUAAGACAAGGUGUGAAGGAUUACAGUAAUUGGCCAACAAUUCCACAAGUUUUUAUUGGCGGAGAGUUUAUAGGCGGGUGUGAUGUUAUGUUAGAAAUGCAUAAAAAUGGAGAACUUAUUGAUGAACUACAAAAAGUUGGAAUAAGAUCUGUACUUUUAGAUAAGAUAGAAAAAGAGAAUCAAGAGGAUAAAGAUAAAUAGUGAAUAAUAUAUUGUUGUUAAGUAUUUUUGCUUGCAUGGGAAGAAGUUGUGUGAGGUGGAGAUGUGAUUGUUACAGUUCAAAUGAUAAGUUGAUGAAUUGUAACAUAAUCUUAAGUGUGCAUUAUGAUCAUCAAUAUAACAUCAGUCUACAGUGGAAUAUAUAUCUGAAAGGACUCACCCAACAUGCUUAAUAUAUGUAUGAAAAUAAUGAAUACAACCUGAUAUUGACUAAAUACAUUUGAAUCAUUUAUAAGUGACAAAAAUUGAUAAGCUAUUAUAAUGAGUUUUGAAACAGUAGACAGUCAUCACAGUAGAAUCCGUUGUUUUGGUUUAGCUCUCACAUAUAUCUUAAAUGUUUUUCUAAUUAAUUUAAUCGUGGAUCUAAAUAUUGGUGUGCCAUGUUUGACGAAAAUAAAUUGAUAGAUACAAUGUAUCUGCAAUCAUGAAUGUAACCAGGAUUUUAUCAUGAUUCCUCUGAAUUCCAAUUACUAAGUAUUUAUUGUUGAUUACCAAAUACAGUGUAGUAUUUCUUUAAUAAAGAAGUCAGAAACCUGAAGUGAAUGCUUUGUCUUUUAUAGAAUAAGGUUAUCAUUGUUUGCCCUUCUAGAUAUAAGUUAUAUAUAUACCAAGUUUGAAUAAAGCAGGGUAUAGAACUAUUUGAAAGACCCUGAAGUACUAUUUGCAAGAGGCUGCAGAGCAUUUUCAAUUUUGCUCCAGAAAUAAGGCCCCAUUCCUAAAGCUAGAAAAGGCCUUGUGCCUUGAAUAAAAUAAAGUAAUGUUAAAUUGUGCAUAAAAAACAGGUCACAAAUGUAUGCUUUCUAGGUUAUUUCUUAAAGCAGCAAAGUAAUAUAUAUAAUAUGUAUAUUCAUUAAUGUAUAAAUGUACUGACAAUGCAAGUUGAAACUUUUAAUGUUUUGUGCAAGUUGUGACUGAUUGUAACUAGUUUUAUCACCCUAGUACUAAUGGAGUAAGAGAAUUCCAGCAUAUUUUAAGUUAUAGAUUAGUAGUUUCUUUGGAUAAUGUGUGGCUAAAACCACUUGAUAUGUACAUUUGACAACCUUUUAACUUAUCAGAGGCUUUUAUUACAGAUGAAUGUAAUGUCAAGAUCCAUGAACUUAUUAGAACUACUUUGCAUAAAAUUUUUUGUAAAAUUGUAAAUCUGUGGGUGUGCUGCUUUAAUAAAGUACAUGUACAAGCAGUUUAUGUAGCAGAAUAUAUACAGAUAUAUACUAAAACUUAAAGUGGAUUUGUCUUCAAUGGGUACUUUUUCCACAAGUAUUUCAUAUAUUGUUUUAAAACAACAGUAGGAAAUUAGGAGUGUAUUAUUUUGAUACUGUAAUAAAAUGUUUCUUGGAAAAAAAAUGUCAAUUAAUUUUUAGUGAUUUAGUAAUUGAAUAAUAAUAUUUUGUUCUAGAACACUUUAUCAUCUGCUAUAUAUUAUCGGAUAUGUAAUAUUGGACCAUCCAUCUCAUGCUUAAAAUAACAUUCAUAUGUAACUUAACUAUCGUUUGUUGUCAUGUGUGAUGCUAAAUAUAUGAGCCGGGUCAUGGCAAAACCAACAUAAUGCGUUUGAGACCAGCAUGGAUCCAGACCAGCCUGCGCAUGCGCGCAGUCUGAUCAGGAUCAAUGCUGUUCGCUUACAAACCUUAUUACAAGUAGAGAAACUGAUAGGGAACAGCAUGGAUCCUGAUCAGACUGCGCAGAUGCGCAGGCUGGUCUGGAUCCAUGCUGGUCGCAAACGCACUAUGUUGGUUUUGUCGUGACGCUGCUCAUAUGUACUAUUGAUCAACACAAUUAUUUAUGGUAUUAUAGACCUCCCAUUUGAGACCAAUUCACUUUAAGGGUGGUUUACAUUAAAUGCUGACUAACGGUUUAAUCUUUUACUCUUUUUUUAAAUAUUUUUUUAAUUUUAGUAAUCAUUCAUGUAAAACAAUGUUUUAUUUCAAAAUAAAAUGUUUCAUAAAAACAUC
Ruditapes philippinarum (Manila clam) is the source of this 2519-nucleotide messenger RNA. RefSeq names its product glutaredoxin-related protein 5, mitochondrial-like. The transcript is spliced from 2 exons. The coding region runs from base 94 to 549 and encodes 151 amino acids. The record is from RefSeq and is a predicted model, not a curated record. NCBI's taxonomy places the organism in Eukaryota, Metazoa, Mollusca, Bivalvia, Venerida, Veneridae.